AAAGGAAAAAAACCAAAAAAACUCCUCAGCUUAAACACCACCUCUUCACUUCUUUCUUUCUUCACUUUCUUUUUCUUUCUUCUUCUCCCUUAAAACUCACGCACAUAUAUCUCUCACACACUCCCCUUGCUCCAUCACGCUCCAAGUCACGUCUCUCUUCUCAAUCACGUUUCUUCUUCUUCUUCACCAUGUCUAAAAAAAAUACACGUGGUGUAAAGCGUAACAAAGCAUCAUCUUCAAGAGUAAAUGAGGAUCCAGGUUCAGAUUUGGAAGUGGAGAUGGAACGACAAAGCCGACGUAGUGCACGAGCUAGGAGUGACACACAAUUUGACACUAGCAAAUUCAAAUCUUCUGUGACAGCUAUGCACUAUGGCAGGUUACGCAGUCUUCGUUUCAUUGAGGAAAGAAGGGUAGAACUUGGAUCGAAUGAGUUCCCAGAUUUUCAAAAGGAGCUAGAAGAGAGAGGGUGGAUGAAGUUGGCUAAACCACCUCGAUACUUCAAUCAUGAGGUAGUUCGACAAUUUUAUGCCAAUUCCCUUUUUUCUGAAGAGGCUAAAGAGCAAAGGAAGUCUUGGGUGAAUGGAAUCCAGGUGAAUUAUGAUAAGGAUACAAUCAAUAAUUGUCUAGGAAAUCCAUGGGACCCACACACCGAUGAUGAAGACGAUUUGUGUGACUACCAAACACAGGAACUUAAAGGCAUGAAUCAUCUAAAUGGAUUUAGCAAAGAUAAAGUGAGGAAGAAGCUCUGCAUCGAAGGACUUGAUACAACUAAAAUGAAGGGUGGGAUUUACAGAGCCUGCAUGAAACAACUUCCUCUCAUCUGGAUGAAUUUCUUGGUUACCAACAUGUUGCCUUCUUCUCAUGUAUCAGAUCUUCCAUUAACCAAAGCAUGUUUGGUCUAUUCCAUUCUUGAGCAAGAUAGUGUGAACAUAGCGGCUGUCAUUUCUGAUCACCUUGCUAAAUGUAUUGGAAACGGAGUGAAAUCAAUGAUUUUUCCAGCUCUUAUACAUGAAUUAUGCAAGUUACACAAUGUACCAAUGAAUGCUGACAAUGAGCUACCACUUCAAUACCCAAUCACUGCAGCCUAUAUUCAACAGAAUUGCAAAGAGAAUGAUUUGGAUACAGCCAAAGCAGAAUUUGCCAGAAAACUUCAUGAAACACAACCUGAACAGCCAGAGCAAGUUCCACCCACUCAUGAGCCACAAUCAUCCCAGAUGGAUCAGAUUUUAUCUCAGCUACAACACAUGCAAGAGCAGUGGUCUGAGAUACAAUCACAACAAGCUGAGGAUCGAGUACAGCGAGCUGAGGACAGACUCUUACUCCAGCAAGGGGUACACGUUUGUUAGAGGUGCAGGAAGAGCAGAAGAUUCAGAAUCAGCAGCAGAUGACAUACUUCCAAGCUACUACUGAGCUAUACAGGACUGCAAGGAGUGCCUCCCGCUCCACCCCAGACCAGCCUUGUGUUUGGCCAUCCUAUGAGGAGUAUUUCUCACAUUUAUGCUGGCCUGAGGACAGGCCCUACUUCACAGAGGGGAGGGGAGAUAUUAUCCAUCAUGCUGGAGCUAGAGAUUGAUGCAGUUGACUGAAAGCUCACCAUACUGAGUGAUUUUUAAUUUUCUGUCAUUUAAUUUCAGUACUUAGUUGGUUUUUAGUAUUUUAGUAGUAUGUUGGUACUUUCUAUUACUUGUUUUGGUUUUGAGUAUUUUAUUUUGGAACUUUCCAUGGAUUUUGGAUUUAGAGGUUACCUCUUGGUUUGCCUUGUUUUGGAUUGAAGUUUGAUCCAUUUGCUUAAGCAUGGCCGAUGAAAAGUUAUUGAUUGCAUGAUUGUUGGGUUUUAAAAUUGAAAGCAUGAUCCUUAUAGACUUUUGUGGUUGCACUCAUAGGUAAUUUGGCAUGAAUAAAUGCAUUUUUCACAUGAGUCCAUAGGCAUAACCUUGUAAUGUCUUGAUAUCAAAGGGACUCCUGGCCCACAACCGGGUGAGGGAGUGUGACCAAACACUAGUGAGAUGAGAGAAAGAGAGAACCAUCAUUGUUUUACAAAGUUGGACUUGCUUGAGUCUCUAGUUGUGGAAAUUGCAUGGGAAUGAAAGAAAAAUCAAGGCAUUUUGUUCUUUAGUGUAAAUAACCACUUAGCCAAAUAAGCUUACCCUUGAUUAGGAAUUCCAUUUGCACCCCUUUUGAGCUUAAAUUGAAAUUUUGUUGUUCUCUGUAUAUGAUCCCAAAGCCAAAAAAAAAAGUCUCUUCCUUACUUUCAUAGUUAAGAGAGCAUAAAUGAUCGGAUUGUAUAAUUGUGCAAGUUGGGGGGAGUGAGGAUUUUGGUAUUCUUUUUGUUCAAUGAAAAUGUCAACUUCUCAAUCUAACUAUGUGUAAAUUCAAUGGAAAAGAAAAAAACAAAAAAAAACAAAAAGAAAGAUUGAGAAGUUGAAAAGGAAUGAAAGGGUUGAGGUGUGCUACAAAUUGUAAAGAAACGGUGACAAAACAGAGUGGAAAGUUAUUGGUUGUAAUAUAUGUCAUUUUAUGCUCUCUUGACUAGAAAGUGUUUGAAUAUCCCAAAAAACCAAUGUCUUUUGAAACCAGACCUCAUUACAACCCUACAAAGACCUUUGUGAUUCUGGAUUAACCAUGCAAUUUGACGAUUACUGAGACAGGUAACAAGUUUGAUUUUUGUGAUUCAUUGAUAGAUUUGAGUGAAACACUUGCCCUUUGUUGGUUCUUUAAAAUUAUAUGCAAAGUGUACUGAAGUUCCCAUUGGUUGAAAACACAUUUGAUAGUGUGAUUUGCCUUGUAGACUCAUGAUGGAUUGUGUAAAUUUUCAUUGUCAUACUUAUCUUUUGUGGGCAUCACAUUGUUUGAUGGGAAGUGCAAAAGUUGGAAAUCAUGCAAGGUCUGAGGUUUUUGAAUUUUAACGGUUCAUAACCAAUGCUUUUAGCAAAUCUUUGUACAUUUUCUUUUUUAUUGGAUUGAUACCAUUUGUUUGAGGGCAAACAAAGUUCUAAGUUGGGGGGAGUUGAUAAGUGUCAAUUUUACCUAGUUUUCCAUUGUUAUUAAGACACUUAUCUAUGUGAUUUAUGGAAAAUUUAUAUCAAAGUACUCUCCUUUGCUAAGAAUUUAUAGAUUAAUGAAUUCUAACUAGAAAGUGUUUAAAAUUUAAUUCCAAUCUCAACUUUUGUUGUAGGAAUGAUGAUUUAAGGAACAAAUGCAAGAGACCAAGGAUUUUGAAGAUUUUGUGUCAAAAGAGCUGAGCUGAUUUUGAAGGUGCUCAGCUGAUUUUUAGUGGAAUGGUUCUGUCCUAAAAGAGCUGAGCUGAUUUUGAAGGUGCUCAGCUGAUUUUUAGUGGAAUGGUUCUGUCCUAAAAGAGCUGAGCUGAUUUUGAAGGUGCUCAGCUGAUUUGAGGCGGUUUGGAGACAAAACCCAUCAGUGAAGGUAAAACAAAUUCAACUCAGCUCACGGGAAAAAGAGCUGAGCGCCCUGUGUCACAAAUUUCAUAUAAGAAGGCCAAAAAUCCCAUCAGAAAGGACCAACAGGGAGAACCAGAACUUGACAAAGGAGAAAACCCACAAAGGAAGAAAGAAAGAAAAGGGAGAUUGAGAACUUUCGCACCCUCCGUCGAGCUGGGGACACGCCGACGACGGCACGGAUCAUCUCCAUCUUCUCUAUUCUCUUGUAAGCUUUAAGCUUCCAUGAAAAUGGAUAGCUAAACCUCUUUGUGUUGGGAUUGGAUGCAGUCUUUUAUCUUGAAUGUAUCCAACUUGAUUCUCAUCUAUAAAUUUCUAUUCCUAUGUGUUGAUUUCAA
Molecule: messenger RNA, 3793 nt
Organism: Lotus japonicus
Lineage: Eukaryota; Viridiplantae; Streptophyta; Magnoliopsida; Fabales; Fabaceae
Exons: 2
Coding region: 189-1346 (385 amino acids)
Source: RefSeq, a predicted model, not a curated record